CUUAUUAUCUACUAGCAUGUCUCAGAGAAGUAAAACUUCUUCAAAAGAAAGCUCCUCUGGUCCUCCAGCAUCCACAUCAGAUGCUCAUCCUCCACGCUCUGCUCUUCGUAGCUCCUCAAAAGACUCGAAAAACUCAGGUCACAGGGGCUCAUCUGGCAGCCAAGAAUGCCGUGGCAGUAGAUCUUUCAGCCAGAACUCAGCUAUCGCUGCAGCAUAUACACAGUACCUCAACGCUCUCUUUGGACAGGACAGAGAUUUACUGCCAGAGGAACUAGAUGAGCUGCAUGUAGCAUUUAAAGAGUUUGACUAUGACCAGGAUGGGUAUUUGCACUACAAAGAUGUCGCAGACUGCAUGAGAACCAUGGGAUACAUGCCAACAGAGAUGGAACUGAUUGAGAUCAUUCAGCAGAUAAAAAUGAAAUGGGGAGGUCAUGUGGACUUUGAUGAUUUCUGUGAAUUAAUGGGGCCCAGGAUGCUGGCUGAAACCGCUCAUAUGGUGGGUCUAAGGGAGCUGCACUGCGCUUUCAAACAGUUUGACUGUGACGGUGAUGGACGGAUCACCUUUGAGGAGCUGAAGGAGUCCACAAAGACGCUGCUUGGGGAGAAACUGAAGAAGGGAGAACUGGAAGAAAUUCUGACAGACAUUGAUCUCAACGGAGAUGGGAAGGUGGACUUUGAUGAGUUUGUCAUGAUGCUGUCUCUCCGAUAGCUGGAUGUCUGAUGUUUUUAAAUCACGGAUCAUCAAACCUGUCAGUCAAGUUGUUAAUACGUUGUGCAUAAACUGCGGAUAUUUAUGUAGAAAUGUACAGAGUAUAUUUGUAUUCAAUAAAGGUCUGAAACUCUGUGAGAAUAUUCUGGUUGUUCGAUGCAGGGUGGUGGAUUAUCUAAUAAGUAGUAAGAACAGGACAAGUCUGCGAGUUAUGAAACAUGCUGCUGUUGCAUAACCAGAGACGCUGCUGCGGUCUAGUGGAGGAUAUAGGUAACGAAAAUAAUAAUAAUCAUAAUAAAUGUUGUUUAAUAAUAUUAUAAAUGUUAAUUAAUAAAAAUUUAAUUUGUUAAUUAUUAUCGAAUAAUAGUAAUAAUAAUAAAUAAAUAAAUAAAUUAGGCUCCAGCAUCCCUGUGACCAUACAUAGGUCAAAUUGUUUAUGUAAUAGUUUGUAAUUAUUGUCAGUAAAAAGAAGAAAAUGAAUAAUAAUAAAUAAAUAAAUUAGGCUCCAGCAUCCUGCAACCCAACAUAAAACAAUUGUUUUGGAAAUGUAUUAAAAAAAAU
Sinocyclocheilus grahami is the source of this 1270-nucleotide messenger RNA. Its product is annotated as calcium-binding protein 2-like. The coding region runs from base 17 to 709 and encodes 230 amino acids. Gene Ontology annotation, molecular function: calcium channel regulator activity; calcium ion binding. The transcript has 7 exons. Gene Ontology annotation, cellular component: cytoplasm. The record is from RefSeq and is a predicted model, not a curated record. NCBI's taxonomy places the organism in Eukaryota, Metazoa, Chordata, Actinopteri, Cypriniformes, Cyprinidae.